Piliocolobus tephrosceles (Ugandan red Colobus) is the source of this 906-nucleotide messenger RNA. RefSeq names its product ATCAY kinesin light chain interacting caytaxin (gene ATCAY). Gene Ontology annotation, cellular component: cytoplasm. Gene Ontology annotation, biological process: apoptotic process. NCBI's taxonomy places the organism in Eukaryota, Metazoa, Chordata, Mammalia, Primates, Cercopithecidae. The record is from RefSeq and is a predicted model, not a curated record. The transcript has 7 exons. The coding region runs from base 1 to 504 and encodes 167 amino acids.
AUGUUGGGUCCCUGCCUUCUGUGCCCCGUGAGCAGGUACGUCAUCAGCAGCUUAGAGCUCCUGGUGGCUGAGGACUACAUGAUCGUGUACCUGAACGGCGCCACGCCCCGGCGAAGGAUGCCAGGGAUCGGCUGGCUGAAGAAGUGCUACCAGAUGAUCGAUCGGAGAUUGCGGAAAAACCUGAAGUCCUUGAUCAUCGUCCACCCCUCGUGGUUCAUUCGGACUGUGCUGGCCAUCUCUCGCCCUUUCAUCAGCGUCAAGUUCAUCAACAAGAUCCAGUACGUGCACAGCUUGGAAGACCUGGAGCAACUCAUCCCCAUGGAACACGUCCAGAUCCCAGACUGCGUCCUGCAAUACGAAGAGGAAAGACUGAAGGCCAGGAGGGAGAGCGCGAGGCCCCAGCCGGAGUUUGUGAUGCCCAGGUCUGAAGAGAAGCCAGAGGUGGCACCAGUGGAAAACAGGUCUGCUCCAGUCACAGAAGAUGAAGAAACAAGCAUGUCCUGAGGCGACAUGAGCAUAACGAAGGACAUGAAAGAAGAUUCCAGAUGCCAGGACACCUCUGUCAGACGCCCACUGGCCCCAGAUCUCAUCCUGCCUCAUCCUGAGCCCCAGUCUUCCAAGGGUGCCAGCCCCUCCGUUCAUCUCUGAAACCCAGCAUCCUUUUCAGCUGCUUGAAAACAUUGUAUUUUUUUUUAACGAUGCAGUAUUUGUGCGUUCCAGAAAAGGGCCCAGCUCUGAGCCCCUCACCCUUCCACACUCACAAACUCUCAGACGAGGAAGGCAAGAAGCGCAGGGGGUGGCCCGCGUGGCAUCGGUGGCCUCCGCUUCUGCUCGCAGCCGCCAUGGUCAGAGCUGGAUACAAGAUUCAAGACCCUCCUCUUGCUUGUCACCCGCUCUGGGUUGGAG